Dibothriocephalus latus is the source of this 306-nucleotide messenger RNA. The record is from the annotation of a GenBank genome assembly. NCBI's taxonomy places the organism in Eukaryota, Metazoa, Platyhelminthes, Cestoda, Diphyllobothriidea, Diphyllobothriidae.
AUGGCGGUGGAAUCGAUAAAUGUGAAACUGGAGCGCCUUACCACCCACGUUCUCGAACUCCGUCGGCGUGUCGAGCGUGACUAUGCAGAAUCAGGCAGUUGCUCUCCGGGUGACGAUAUUUAUGGAGACGAAGAAGUCGGAGCCAUCCGAUCGGGAAGAGCAACUGGAAUGCAUCCAGUGGUUGCAAGUUCUCUUAAGAACAUACGCGUACUCGAAGCUAACAUACAAGAGAUCUUUGACCUCCUCUAUCCGAAUGAAGUGGAAAUUUGGUCACCACAGCAAACCAGGCGGACGGCUGCAUUCUGA